Protopterus annectens (West African lungfish) is the source of this 7865-nucleotide messenger RNA. RefSeq names its product ras responsive element binding protein 1 (gene RREB1). Gene Ontology annotation, molecular function: RNA polymerase II cis-regulatory region sequence-specific DNA binding; DNA-binding transcription activator activity, RNA polymerase II-specific. The record is from RefSeq and is a predicted model, not a curated record. NCBI's taxonomy places the organism in Eukaryota, Metazoa, Chordata, Ceratodontiformes, Protopteridae. Gene Ontology annotation, cellular component: nucleus. Gene Ontology annotation, biological process: regulation of transcription by RNA polymerase II.
UAGCAUUACCUUUUGGUAGUGUGUCCUACUGAAUUGUUGGCAUGUACUGUCUGCUAACAUUUGCUCUGCUGAGCAAGGACUGUCACUAUAUGGACGGUGUGCGGGUGAAUGUGUUAAAGGAAAGGACAGAAUCUGAAAAUCCAGCUAGUGUAAAGCUUGCUAUCCUGUUCCCAGACAAGUGUGGAAGGAAGGAAGAUGAAAAUUUUGUGAUGCAGCAGUUGGGAGAGACAAACAGAGCAGUAAAGAAGCCUGAAGGCAUCAGAUUGGUUGACAGCAUUGCAGCAACUUUACCCAGCAGUUCUGAGAGUGCAGACCUGUCGUCCAUUAAGGCCAUGAUGUCUGCUGUGAUGAUGGGGGUGGAGAAGCUAGCUGACAAUGGGAGCAAUUCUCCGAGCAUCAGGACUCCAUCCAAGUCCCCAGGGCCAAAUCGUAUUGGCAGGAGGAACCAGCACAAUUCAGACACUGGAGGAAGUGACCAUUCAUGCAGCAUCUGUGGGAAGUCCUUAAGUUCAGCUAGCUCACUUGAUCGCCAUAUGCUAGUGCAUUCAGGAGAAAGGCCUUACAGGUGCUCAGUCUGUUCGCAGUCCUUCACCACAAAUGGAAAUAUGCACAGGCACAUGAAAAUUCAUGAGAAGGAUCCAAGUAAUAUAGUUAACCCAAAUCCACCAUCUCCUCUAAAACGUAAACGACUACCAUUUAAAAGGAAAUUCAGUCAGGAUGAGGAGCUUGAGAAAGAGGAGCAACCACCCGCCAAAAAGGUAAUGGAAGAAAAGUUUGAAGAAAAUGAGAAGAAUGAGUUGGGUCUUCUGAACUGCCCAAUGUGCUUUGUGUCCUGCGAAUGUAGAUCUAGCUUGGAAGCUCACAUGGAGACUCAUUCCGACAUUGUCCUAAGGUGUGAUGUGUGUUCCAUUACUUUUCGUACUCACCGUGGAUUGCUCUGUCAUAAUUCAAAAGUCCACAGGCUUAUCCCAGUGGAUCCUUUAGGAAGACCUUUCAUUCAGAACAACCCCUCUGUUCCGGCUGGGUUUCAAGAUUUAGCAUUCGCAGACUUCUCAAGCACCAAGUUUUCUCUGACUUGUCAGGUCUGGUGUGAAGUAAACCUAAGACGAUGCACAAGUGAAGUUUAUCGGUUUAUCUGUGACACGUGCAAUAAGGCAUUUCCAAUGUUUUCUGCCCUGGAGCUUCAUCUGAAAACACACAAUGCAGUCCAGAAAGAUGAAGCUGUUAAGCCAUUUGAUGAAGAUGGGGACCAGAAGGCUUACAUGCAGUCCUUGGGCCUUUGUCACACCAAAGAGAUCAGUACUGUUAACAAACAGGAGCCCCUGUCAGACAUUGAAAUUCUAACAAAGUGGGUAGAAACACCCAAGAGUAAUCUACCUCAGGAGUCAAGCUCCACUACUCUCCUAAAUCUGUCUCCGUUGAAAGCUGCUUCUGCAGGAAGUUUGUUUCCAUUGUUUUCUCCUAAACAGGACAAUAGGAAGCUUGUACCACUGCAACCUUUCCAGAAAGGAUUUAUAAUACAGCCUGAGCAUAUCGUGGUUAAACCAGUCUCCAGCGAGUCUCACAUUGAAUUUGCAGACAUUCAGCAAAUCUUGAAAAUGGCUUCCUCAGUUCCUCCUCAAAUUAGUCUUCCACUAUUGUCAAAAGCUCCUUCAACACACACCCAGUCUUCUUGUAAGCAGAUGCCUCAACUGAAGCCAAAACCUUUGGUAGAACAUCAACCAGUUGUGGCAGUAUCAGCUCCACCUCCAGCAACUAAUAUACAGCAAGCUUCACCUGGUUGUAUUAGCCCAAAUCUUCCCAAUGCUCCAGCAAAUCAGAUGGACAGGCCAGAGUCUGCAUGUGACUCACGGAACAUUAAGCCUAAAUCAGGGGUUCGACCUAAUCGUACACCUCAGGUCUUUCAACACAAGAUAAAGAGCCAGCUGGUGCAUAACAGUAUUACAAAAGUCCUCUUGCCAUUAGGAAUGGAAGCGAAGAUCAAACAAGAAGCUGAAGGGGAUCAUAAAGGUAUGAUGACUGUAACUUCUAACAAAAAGAGUCUAGCCAUGAGGAAGGUCUUGUAUCCUUGUCGUUUUUGCAGUCAGGUUUUUGCCUUUUCUGGAGUUCUAAGAGCUCAUAUCCGAUCACAUCUGGGUAUCUCUCCAUAUCAGUGCAAUAUUUGUGAUUACAUUGCAGCAGACAAAGCAGCUCUGAUCCGACAUUUGAGGACACACAGUGGAGAGAGGCCUUAUAUCUGCAAAAUAUGUCACUACCCUUUUACAGUCAAAGCUAACUGUGAACGACAUUUGCGCAAGAAACACCUCAAGUUAACCCGAAAAGAAAUUGAAAAAAACAUUGAGUAUGUGACCAGCAAUACCCCUGAAAUGGUUGAUGCUUUCUGUUCUCCAGACACUGUGUGCAGACACUGUGGGGAGGACUUGAAACACUACAGAGCACUUCAGGCCCACAUGAAAAACCAUAUGUCCUGUCAGAAGACACAGCCAUUUGAAUGCAAAGAAUGUAAUGCCACCUUUUCAGCAAAAAGAAUCUGUAUGCAUCACAUUUUAAAACAACAUUCACAUGUUCAUGAAAAAGCAGUAGAGAACCACAUUUCAGCAGUGGACUGCAGAGCUGAGGAAAAUGGGUCUGAGUCUCCUCAUUCAGAUGACAGUGCCUUCACUGAUUCCCAGCCCCACAGUGACUUUUUGCAGGGAGCACGAGUCAUGACUUCAGUCAAGAAUGACUUCACUAUGGAUGAACCACUGGAUUUUUCACAGAAGAGCGUCACCACAAAUUCAGUUCACAUGAGGCAAGACCAUCACUCCAGUUCUCCUCACCUUUCUCAGUUUGACUUUUCAAUGGAGCCUCUAGAUCUGUCAGUUCCCAAAAUUCCCAGAAGAGAUAAGUGCAUUGAAGCAGUUGAAGUUAAAAAGGAGCAGCAGUUGAAUGACAGUGAGACACACUCUUGUGAUCAGCUGUGUUCUUCGGCUUUCACAGCCAAAGGAAUUAAUGAUAAGCAUUUGACUGUCAGACAGCACCAACCAGUAAAUGCACAGUUUCAGCUAACUGUGCCCAUUAUUCCUCAUUCUUUGAUUAGUGGUUCAAACCUUUUACGACCACUGAAGCCCAAACCACCUCCCCUUCUGCCAAAACCAGUAGCAACUAAAGAACUGCCACCACUGGCUUCUAUAGCUCAGAUAAUCUCUUCAGUAUCCUCUGCAUCUUCAUUGUUGAAGUCAGAGUCCUCUAAUCAAAAUAUACCACCAGCACUUAGUCCUGCUGGAUCAGAGAAGUCAGAAAAGUCAGAAAACCUGAACUGUAAACCAUCUUUCAUGGCAGUCACAGAGAAAAAUACCAGUAUUAAUUCUGCAUCCAAGCUGGUGCCAGAUAGUUUAUUAUCCUCAGAGUUGUUUUCCUUGGAUGCACCCCAUUUAGCCAAGAAACAAAAGAAGGUAAAAACAAAAACCAAGACUAAGGCAGGUGGAGGAACUGAUCUGGAGUCUAGUGGGGAGUUCGCUAGUAUUGAGAAAAUGCUGGCCACUACAGACACUAAUAAGUUCAGCCCGUAUUUGCAGUCCUCAGAAGAUAACACAGAAGAGCCAGAUAAAAACUCAACAAGUGAAGAUGAGAAAGAGACGACAGAUAAGGUGCUGCGAGGAAGAAAAAAUGCUUACUCUGGUUCCAUGCAGAAGAUCACCUGCCCGUACUGCCCCCGUGUCUUUCCAUGGGCUAGUUCUCUACAGCGUCACAUGUUAACUCACACAGGUCAGAAACCCUAUCCAUGUCAAAAAUGUGAUGCCUUUUUUUCAACCAAAUCUAACUGUGAACGCCACCUCUUACGUAAACAUGGUGUUGCCAGCCGUAUGCUGCGGAGAAAUGGCGUAUUGUCCAGCUGCAAAGAGGGUGAUUCUGGAUCACAUGAUAGUGCAGAUAGCCAUUCAGAUCCAGAGGCUAUGCCGCCAACUUCAGCAACUACAGUACUGGAUCUCACCCUCCAAGAGAAUAGUAAAGUUAAAGAGAUUCAGCAGUCUGAUCAGCAGCAACAGUUUAAAGAGCAAAAACACUACUCCAGCAAGGAAGAAGUGGAAGGAAUAGAGGAAAAGUCUGCGGAGUCCGAGGAGGGAGAACUUGAUGAAGAUGCUGAAAGCAACAAAAGCCUAGACCUCAACUUUGCAAGCAAAUUAAUGGAUUUUAAAUUAGCAGAGGGCAGUCAUGGUAGAGGAGAAACACCAGAGAAGAAGACAAAGAACACUUGCUCUGUUUGCGGGAAAUGUUUCAAGUUCGCUGCAACUCUAAGCCGUCAUAAAAAAGUUCAUGUUGCUGAAAAUGAGGAGGACAGAAGCAAUAAAACUGUUAAUGGGCUUGUUCAUGAGACAUCAGACAUGCUACAAGACUUGCCUGUCUCCUCUGUGGGUAGUGAUGCAGCUUUAGGCCUGAAGGAACAGAUACCUCGGUCUAAUUCUGUAGAUUCUCAUGAAGAAAAGCUUGAAAAUGAACAAAUCGAGAGCAAUUCAGAAGGUGAGACACUGGACAGAGCUAAUUCUGAACGAAGUGAUGAUGAUAAAGAGCCAAAGACAAACCCGUCUGCUAAUACUAGCAAGGCAGACAAGAGAAAAAAACUGUGUGUGGUGUGCAAUAAACGCUUCUGGUCACUACAGGAUCUAACUCGACACAUGCGGUCUCACACAGGAGAAAGGCCAUAUAAGUGCCAGACCUGUGAACGGACAUUUACUCUGAAACAUAGUUUGGUCCGGCAUCAGCGUAUACACCAGAAGGGCAAAGAUGCCAAGAAUCACAAGAAAGUAAAUGACACAGAUGGAGCACAGAGCAGGUGUGAGGACAGUGAAAAUGAGUCUGUUCACAGCAACACAAACCCUGUUUCAGAAAGCGAGGGUGAAACAGGUUCCAUGUUUGGCCUUGUUGAAAAAAGUCCAUUACCUGAAAGCCAGAAAGUACACUCUGUUACUAGACCGAAGUGUUUUAAUGACAAAAGUCCAGCUCAGCUGGCAAGUAGUAACCCAUUCACAGAAGCCAACAAAGGGACAGUGAAGGGAGCUCAGAUUAAAAAGAGUAAUGUUCUGAAAUCUCUUGGUGGUUCUGAUGGAGAAGUUCCUUCAACUUUCAUUCAGGGCCUGUUGAAGAGUCAUGAAAAAACUCCCAGGAAUCACCACCUUUCAUCUACAGAGUCUGCCCCACAACUGUUAGGAGUAGAAUGAACUUGGGGAAAAAGAUCAAAAACAUGGCAGUACAGCUUGAAUAAGUGCCCAUUUUGAGACUGCCAUCACAGUAUUUAACUGUGAGACCAUGGUAAAACUAUAUUUACUUCCAAGCUAAUGCAAUAUAUUGAUUUGAGUGCCUUACUACUUACUAGAUAUUGUUUCAUAUUCUGGAUUUUUUCAGAAAUGAUUUUUAUAACCAUUUUAAUCAGACUAGGUGAUAAAUCAUACAUCAAAGCAUUAAAACAAUUUGUUUUUGUAUUCAUCAGUGUUUGUGUGUGUGUGUGAAAAUCUUGUGUGUACAGUUCUAAGUCAAUGCUUAUUUCUAUGUUGGAGAAAAAUGCUUGAAUGCAAGAGGUGAUAACUGGAAUAAAUUAAUAGUCUCUGGAAUCCCAGCAGCAUUCAGGAAGUGAUUUCCCCUUUUUCUGUUUUCAGUUCCUGCAGAUGCAAAUAAUUCUUGCAGUAUACCAGUGCAGCAGUGUGCAAUUUGUAACAAAAUGCUUGCUGACUAUGCCAGUGUUGCAUGCUGUGUUUGAAACACUUUCUUGUUUUUGUUUUCUAGAUCAUUGUUCAAAUGUUAGCAUUUAAAAUACACAGUUUGGCUGGGAAAAUGUUGACCAUUAUGAAGUAUAUUUGUUUUCAUUUAUCAUUGUCAUGUUUACAGUUCAGCAUUUAACUGCUGGUACAAAUUAGAUAGUUUCAGUGUUCCAGUUUAUUAAACUGUGAACAGCAAGCACAGUUAAAUUCUCAUGUCCACCAUACCCUGAGAAAUUCUUCUUGCCAGUUUUAAAUUCAACUGAAGGGUUCCAAAGUAACCCUGGCUUUAUUAAACUUAUGGCUGAGGUGCCAUUUUGUUUGUUUCUGGUGUUGCAUUUCUGUUUAAAUUUUUUUUGAAUGGAAUUAUUGGGUGUUCUCUGCAAUUUGCAGAAGUAUGUGGGCAAUAUUUGCCUGGCCAGAAUUAUAGUAAGUGUUGACAUUUUUUUUUAACUUCCUCUUGUUAUACUGAUUACUUGCCCAGAUUUGCUAAGAAUUGAGGAACAACUUGUUGAUGUUCUUCUAAGACAGUGUAUGCUUAAUUUUACACAGCAGUGAGCCUUUAAGUAUUUUCAUUAUAAAAUAACACAAAAUCAUUUUGCAAAGCAUUUUUGAAAAGUUGUAUUACUGGAAGUUAUUGCAGAAGAGUUUUGUUGUGAAUGGUGUUGAAUCUUUACAUUCAUUACGUGAUUCAGUCUUCCAAAAGCCUUACUGUAAUUCCACAUAUUUGAACUUAAAGUAAGAUGUUAUAUGUAUUAAAAUUAAGAAAACUCAGAGAAUGUUUAAUAAUGUAUUUUCCUAAGGUAUAUGGGGUUGGUGCUUAAACAUGCAAAAUGUAUUUUCAUAUAUAUUCUUUUAAGUGAACUGUAUCCUACUGUAUCUGUGCAUAUGUUCAAAGCUUAUUGGUGUCAUCGGUUUUGUUUGUUCUUUUGCUUGUUCUCCAGGAUGUACAGGAACUCAUGUGGCUAUAGCAGUGUUACGUCUAGAUGCUGUUUGUUUAUGCCUGGCUUAGGGACCCAUAAUUUCUAAACCAACAGUGAUUGAAGAGAGGUAGAAGUGGUAAAGUAGUCCAAGGUGGAAUAUUUGGCAUAAACCUUACCCUCUACUUGUCUUGUUCUCAUCUUUGCAUUCGAAUUACAGUAGCCCUCAUGGAUCUAGAUUUAAAUGAAACGCCUCUUAGGUAUGCCCUUUGGACUAAUUUGCAUAAAGAGAAUAUAUUAAAGGAAAAGUGAGUGAAUAGUGGUUCAGGUAUAUGUUAAUACUUUUAUAUCUCCCACCAGGAAAAUACUGCACAGUAAUGAUGAAAAGCCAUGUAACUGUACAUUACAAAACUGAUUGUGCAGAUUAACUCCCAACACUUGGCUGGGACAUUUAUUAGCAAUAAUCAUUAUUGAUCAGAAGCUUUAUUAAAACGUUAUCUAGCUUAGUAAAUGGUUUUGCCACAUUUUAACUGAGAUUUAUUUUAGUGAAGUUUGUCUGAUAAUUUUAUUUUUUUUUCAGAUAUUAAGCUGUGAAAUUUAUUAUGUGUUAAAACUAUGGGUGAUUGUUAGAUUAGCCUGCAUGCUGUAUUAAUGGGUUUCCAUACAUUGUGUGUUGCAAUCCUUUUUCCUCUCUCAGGGCUUUUAUAAAUUGAGUCAUCUGAACUUCAAUUAAGCAUGGACUUUUUCAGUUUAUGGACUUAAAACUGAGAUAAACCCAAUCACUACAUUAAGCACUUGACUGUGAAAAAGAAAAACUUAGGGUGUUUUUAGCAAUUUUAUAUAGCUGUUACGUUUGACUAUGUUUGUUUAUAUUCCAUUUUCUCUGAAAAUCCAAUCUUUGCUUAAAAAGGAAAAAUCAACUACUUCAGUCUGCAUAUCUUAACAGACUGCAAAAGAAAAUGCAGAAUCCAUGUAAUCCUAAAAGGGAAACUUGAACUGCUGCUACGUGUUGUGUACAAGACUGGUUAUGCCACACGAACAGAGAAUCACGUUUGUUUUGGUACUUUUGCUUCUGUUUCUCUUUCUUUCUCUCACUGUCGCUCUAUCACUCUCAUUCUGUCAUUUUUUUUAGUUGUAUAAUACUUCCAUUGCAAAGAAGAGAGUUGUUCUGUAUCAAAACAUCUAAGCAAUAAAAUUUCAAUAUUUGAUUUUU